This is a messenger RNA of Apus apus (common swift), 6085 nucleotides long. RefSeq names its product ubiquitin like with PHD and ring finger domains 2 (gene UHRF2). Gene Ontology annotation, molecular function: protein binding; ubiquitin protein ligase activity. Gene Ontology annotation, biological process: protein ubiquitination; negative regulation of gene expression via chromosomal CpG island methylation. NCBI's taxonomy places the organism in Eukaryota, Metazoa, Chordata, Aves, Apodiformes, Apodidae. The record is from RefSeq and is a predicted model, not a curated record. The transcript has 16 exons. The coding region runs from base 426 to 2879 and encodes 817 amino acids.
CAUGUGAGAGCGGCGGAGCCUGGUAAACACUCCCCGGGGCAGGGAGAUGGCUCCCGGCGGGCCCCGCUAGCCCCGGCCGCCGCGCGUCCCGCCGGACUCCGCCUCGCCUUCUGCCGCCUCGGGGGCUGGCGGCGCGGGGCGUCGGGCAGCGCUGGGGGCAUCGGCUCCGCUCUGCGUCCCUCUCGGCGCCCCUCUGAGCGAGGUCGGCGGCCCGGCGGGCGGGGAGGCUGGCGUCUGUUCCGCGGGAUUUGAAAAUCCUGCCCCACUGAGCCAAACAAAGAGCGGGGGAAGCGCCCGGCUACCCCUCCCCUUCUCCCUCGCACGCCGCAGAAGCGCACCCGGGGAGCGGACCCCUCUUCCAGCCGUCUGCCCUAGACCUGCCUGCCCACCCCGCGGCUGGCCCAGCGAGUGGCCGGGCGCGCACCAUGUGGAUCCAGGUCCGCACCAUAGACGGCACCGAGACCCAGACCAUCGACGACCUGAGCCGCCUCACCAAGAUCGAGUGCCUGCGGGAGAAGAUCCAGGAGACCUUCCGCGUGAGCCCCGACCGCCAGCGCCUCUUCUACCGGGGCAAGCAGCUAGAAGAUGGACACACGUUAUUUGACUACAAUGUUGGACUAAAUGACAUUGUUCAGCUUUUGAUACGUUCUGGAUCUGAAGCUCCUACCGCCGCAUCUGUGACAAAUCGGGAUGGAGAAGUCAGUCCCCGUGCUGUUUCCAACUGCAAGAACAAAGUUAAAAAAACAAAUAGUGGAUCACCCAGCCAGCCAUCUACAUCAUCUCGCUCAUUUCUUAUUGAUCCUGGCAUUGGAUUGUACAAGAUAAAUGAAUUGGUGGAUGCCCGUGAUGUCAGCAUUGGAGCCUGGUUUGAAGCUCAUAUAGAAAAUGUUACUCGAGUGACAAAGGGACGUAAGAAUGGUAAAGCUCAAGGAAAGAGUGGUAACACUUACAAAAGGACUAAUGGAAACUUAAGUCAAGAUCAUUCUAGAGCAAAUGCAAAUAAUUUGGACAGUGCUCCAUCCACAUCUUACUCAGACUGUAUGGACACUGAUGAAGAAGCUAUUUAUCAUAUCAAGUACGAUGAGUACCCAGAGAAUGGCAUCAUAGAAAUGGACACCACUAAUCUUCGACCCCGAGCAAGAACCAUUCUGAAGUGGAGCGAACUGAAAGUGGGUGAUGUAGUGAUGGUUAACUACAAUGUUGAGACUCCAGAAGAAAGAGGAUUUUGGUUUGAUGCAGAAAUUACCUCUUUGAGAGAAAUCUCAAGGACUAACAAAGAGGUUCAUGCUAAAAUUCUUCUGGGAGGCCCAGAAGACACAAUAAAUGAUUGUAAAAUCCUUUUUAUAGAGGAAAUGUACAAGAUUGAAAAGCCAGGAGCCUAUCCAUUGACAUUUGGGGAUGGAGAUUUCAAAAGAAAAAGUGGCCCUGAAUGCAAGCACUGUAGGGCUGAUCCAGAUAAGGAGUGCCGUUUUUGUUCAUGUUAUUUGUGUGGUGGAAAACAGGAUGCUCACAUGCAACUCCUGUGUGAUGAAUGUAAUAUGGCUUAUCAUAUAUACUGCCUGAACCCUCCCUUAAGCAAGAUACCAGAAGAUGAGGACUGGUAUUGUCCUUCCUGCAAAAAUGAUUCUAAUGAAGUUGUAAAGGCUGGAGAAAAGCUCAAACAGAGUAAAAAGAAGGCGAAGAUGCCAUCUGCCAGUACUGAAAGCCAGAGAGACUGGGGCAAGGGCAUGGCCUGUGUUGGUCGAACUAAGGAAUGCACUAUUGUUCCUUCAAAUCAUUAUGGACCUAUACCUGGUGUUCCUGUUGGGACAACCUGGAAAUUCAGAGUUCAGGUGAGUGAAGCAGGUGUUCACAGACCACAUGUGGGUGGAAUCCAUGGACGCAGUAAUGAUGGAGCUUAUUCACUUGUAUUAGCUGGAGGAUUUGAAGAUGAAGUGGAUCGAGGAGAUGAAUUCACUUACACUGGGAGUGGAGGUAGAGAUCUUUCUGGCAAUAAAAGGAUUGGAGAACAUUCAUUUGAUCAGACAUUAACACACAUGAAUAGGGCAUUGGCCCUUAACUGUGAUGCCCCAUUGGAUGACAAAAAUGGAGCAGAGUCUAAGAAUUGGAGAGCUGGUAAGCCAGUCAGAGUAGUGCGCAGCUCGAAAGGACGGCGAAUCAGCAAAUAUGCCCCAGAGGAAGGCAACAGAUAUGAUGGCAUUUACAAGGUGGUGAAAUAUUGGCCAGAAAUUGGAAAGUGUGGGUUUUUAGUUUGGCGCUAUCUUCUGAGAAGAGAUGACAUUGAGCCUGCACCUUGGACUUCAGAAGGAAUGGAGCGGUCAAAGAAGCUGGGUCUGAGCGUACAGUAUCCAGAAGGUUAUUUGGAAGCCAUGGCUAGUAAGGAGAAGAAAGACAGGGUUAAAAAGCAAACGGUGAAACAGGAGCCAACCAGCCAGAGUAACGGAAAUCAGAAAAGGACAAUUGAUGAUGCAGGUAUAGAGGAACCUACGAAUACACCUAAAGCCAUGAGGAUGGGAGAUGGAGGGAAAGGAGAGGCUUUCCAGCUGACCCAAGAGCAGCAAUGGCUCAUUAGAGAAGACUGUAUGAACCAGAAACUGUGGGAUGAAGUACUAGCUUCUCUUAAGGAAGGACCAAAUUUUCUGAAGAAACUGGAACAGUCCUUUAUGUGUGUCUGCUGCCAGGAGCUGGUUUACCAGCCAGUGACAACAGAGUGCCUCCACAACGUCUGUAAAAGUUGUUUACAGCGCUCCUUCAGAGCUGAAGUCUUCAGCUGCCCUGCCUGCCGCUAUGACCUGGGAAAGGGCUACACCAUGGUUCCCAACAAGAUCCUGCAGACACUGCUGGACCAGUUCUUCCCUGGUUACAGUAAAGGACGAUGAUGUGCUUGGCUCCUUCCGUACUUCUCCCAGUGACUUUAUAGACAGUAAAGGAGAAUGAGCAUGGGAAGUUCAACAGCGGACCAGCCAGCUUGAUGGGACUCAAUACAUGUCACAUUCUGAAGCCGCUAACCCUCUUCCCCUCAUAGCCAUCUUUUUUGGUGUAGCGAGAACUCCAAUUCUCAGCGUUUAACAUCAAGGGUAGUUUUGGCCAGUAACAAGUAGUUUUUAAAGGAAAAGAAAAAAGAAAAAGAAAAAGAAAGAAAAAGAAGAAUAGAAAAGCCUCAGCUCUUACUGGCCUCGCUGAUACUUAAUUUAUGAUUUUUUUUUUUUUGUAACUACCUCAGGAUAGAGGAAAAUAAAUUAUGGGGAUGAAAAACAGUUAGUGAAGUUUUAGCUACACACUGCCUCCUGAAUAUUAGGUUGUGCCUGGUCCAUAUGGUUUGAUUUACAAAAAAAAACCCACAAAAAACAACAAACAGAACAAAAAAAACCAAACCAAAUCAAAACCCCACAAAAAAACAGCAAGAAAAAAACCCGGAAAAAGCACUUAAGCCAGUUGGAUUAAGGAACAGCAAAUUCUGUGGUGUGCAUAAUCCUUUUUUUGUCUUUUUCUUCUAUUAUGCUGUAUUUUUUUGCAAGAACAGGCUGAUUUUUAGUCUAUUUUUGUGAGCUUCAUUGUGCUUUUCUUGUAUCUUAUGCAAGUUGACUACUAAUGACUAAUGAGAACAAUAUGAAUGCAUUGUUGCUGCAUUAGUGUAAAGUGAUCUGUGUUUUUUGCACUUAAAGAGGGUAUUCAAGACACUCUAGUUGUGUAAAAAAUAUUUCAUAUAAAAAAGCCACUUCUGUAUUAGUUAAACUGUAUGCUUUUAGUAGGUCUUGUAUCAGUGGCAAUACAUCUACACAGCAUUGAAGGCAGUGCUAGCUUGGAGAGGGUUCAAAUUGCUUCAUAUUGUGAUCUGAGAUUUUAUAUACAAUAUAUCCCCCCUCAAAAUAUACCUUAUUAAAUAUUUUAUGAUUCAGAAAAGUUGCUAAUUUUGUUUUUACUGCUAGCUACAUAUUUAAAUAAUAACUUUUUCUUCUUUUUUUUUUCUCAGAUUACUAAAUGCUUUCUUUAGGUGGGCUUUGUAUUUUUAGUUAGUGCUGGAUCCAUGUCCUGGAGUCAGAGGGGACCCUUCCUGCCCUGCAGGCAGCUGGGUGCAGCUGGGAGCUGCGGGUGCCCCACGCAGCAGCAAUUAGUCAGAGAUGGUCAGCACAGGCAUGGGGCAGCACUGACAGCCUGUAGCCUGCCAAGUAGCCCACAGAAGUAUAUAUGGAAGUAUAUAUGUAAUUCUCAGUAAUCUAAGAUCUUGCCCUUACUAUGGUGUGGUAAUGAACCAGUCGUUGAGGUGCACGCAGCAGUGCAGGUUUUUUUGGGUGACAGUUUGAUGGCUUAAUGGCUUAUUCGCUUCAUCCAAAGUAAUUAACCUCUCUCUCUCCACUCUCCCCCAUAUUCUGCUUAGGAUUUAAUUUGCAUCCAAAAUAUAUAAUGCUGGUACUAUCUCUCCAGUCUUAUUAAAAAAAAAACAGUUGUUACAGAGCAUUUGUAAAAGAUUUAACUCCUCAGCUUUUUCUGUGCUCGUUAGAAUGAAGGUUCAGCCUUUUUUUGUUAGGUGAAUCAGUGUUAGUGUUAAGUAUACAGUUUAAAAGAGCUGUAGACAGAUUUUUUUUAGAAAAUUUUAGGUCAGUAUUUCAUGGGGAAAACAGAUGUAAUUUAACUUCUGUAACAAUCACUGCAUUUGUGCAGCAAGCACAUAAGACUUGUGACUUUAUAGCCAAGUGCUGUGAAACAUGUUAGACGUUUUAAUGCCUUUUUCUGUGGGAUAGCUUUUAGCAAUUAAUUGAUGAGAUAAAUUUGUCAGUCUGAGGUCAGCAACGGGAUGGUCUCUGCUUAAUACAAAAAUAUGCACAUCAGUUUUUUAAUAUAUCUUUUCAGUGACAGUCACAAUCAAGCAACACGAACCUGCCUUUAGCAGACAUUGAAGUAGCUUGACCUGACUUUGUGGACCUAAGCUGGCAACACAGAAAGACUGUCCUUUCCUCACAAGUUUGGAGUGUUUUUUCAUGGUUUUUUAUAUCCUUAGUGCUGUGUCUGUAGCUACUGAAAGACGCCCUUUCCAAUAGUAAAUUCUAGAGCAUAAAAUUUAUUUUCUUCACUAUGUAUUUAGACCAUUUAGGACCUCGAUGCAGCUUUGCCCAUCAAAAUUGCUUUCUGGGCUAACCUUCUUUUAAUGAAAUCCAUUCCUGUCUCCUGUCACCUGCAGUCUCUUUGUGUAGUUAAAGGCCCCACUGAAGUUAUAAGGUAGGUAAUGAAGAAGCUGCAGUCCCAAAACUUUUCACUAUAAAGGACACAGAAGCACAGUACGUAAAAUAGUGUGAACACUAGCCUCUUUUGUGGCACUUCAGAGAAAGCUCCCUGGCAUGAGUGUGCACAUAGACCUUGAAGAAGAGGUUAAGUAAUUGCUGGUCAUAAGGUGCAAAACUCUGCAGUCCUUUCCCCAGUCUGAACAUUACCCUGUUACCUGCUUCCUCAUUCACCAAAGUCCUGCUUCAUGUGGCUGCAUGAAUUUUUCUCUACAGAGGUGCUCACUUGUAGCAAACACAAAUGAAUCUGCACAGAUCCCCUCUCAGGUUCCUUUCAAAUGUUCUCAUAACAUGCACGGUCUGUCUGUGUGACUGGUGAGAGGAUUACUUUUAUAUAAUUUGACUGGGAACAGAUUAGAAGAGGCUCCUGUUUAAGGUCUGCUUUCUGGCUGCUGAGUAAUUAAUUGCAUGUGGCAUUGUGUGUGUCGCAGUAGGGCUCUUGUCCUGAGGUGUUGUUGGUAUGGUCGGAGGGCCAGAGGUAGAGCUGUGAAUCAGUUUUUACACAAGCUGUAGACUUGGAUGACAAAACAAAGCAGUUUGAGUGCACUGUAUAAACCAAAGCCAGUAUCUAACAUUGAGAGAUUUGAGAAAAUGCGGAAAGAGAAUACUUUGUUAGAUGAGAUCCAACUCAUAAUUAGCAGCUCACAGUCUGUUAGAAAAGGUAUUUCAUGCCUUCUCCAGAAUAAGAAGAGGGGAUUAGAUGAAACUACAAGGAAAAAUUUAUGUCAAAUAGAAAAAUGGUUGUUUGUUACUGCUCAGUAAAACUGAUCAUUCUAGCUCAUUAAAAAAUCAGAUUUAUUUCAGUA